AUGUCCGCCGCUCAACUAGACGACAAGAUAGGAUCCGGCGAGGAAAGCGUCGUGGAUCAUACCGCCCAAAAUGACAACGACCAGGUGAUCAAUCGGGAACUGACGCCUGCCCGAGCCAGGCGAUUGUUGUUGAAAACGGACUUGGUGGUCAUGCCUUUGGCGGUAUUGAGCAUGACCCUCGCAUUUUUGGACAAGAACGCGCUCGGAUACGCAGCCGUACUCGGUAUCAAGACCGACGCCCAUCUGCGCGGCCAACAAUACUCCUGGCUUAGCAGCAUCUUCUAUUUCGGAUACUUGGCCAUGGAGUUCCCGAAUCUGUGGCUCAUGACCAAGCUGCCCAUAGGAAAAUACGUCGGAUCUUGUCUUACAAUAUGGGGCGCCCUCAUCUGCGUCAUGGCAGCGUGCCACAAUUUCGCCUCCCUAGCCGCCGUUCGCUUCCUCCUUGGUGUUUUUGAGGCAGCCAUCUUGCCCUGCAUGAUGCUUCUCAACUCAAUGUGGUACCGUCGCGAGGAGCAGCCUCUUCGAACUGCUUUCUGGUAUAACACGUUUGCAGGUGUCUUUGGUGGUAUUCUAUCGUACGCCAUUGGAAAGAUUGACGGUCCCCUUUCGACAUGGCGUUAUGUCUUCCUGAUUUAUGGCGCAGUGACUGUAUUCUGCGGCGGUUUAUUUGUAUUGGCCAUGCCCGACUCUCCGUCCACAGCAUGGUUUUUCACGGCGAAGGAAAAGGAAUUGGCUGCCGUUCGGCUUGCUUCCAAUCAGACAGGCAUCGACUCGAAGAAGGCUUUCAAACUUUCUCAGAUAUGGGAGGCUGCUCGAGACCCCAAGUGCCAUUGUAUCUGGAUCUGCGCCCUAGGCUACGCUGUAGCCAACGCUGGCAUCACAAACUUUAAUCCUUUGAUCAUAUCUGGUUAUGGUUUCAGCAGUACUAAAACGACACUCAUGGCUACCCCGCAAGCCGCUGUAGCCAUGGUCAGUCAGGCCAUCCUGACAGCCAUCACAUUCUUCGUGCCGAACCUGCGCUGCAUCUUUUGGGUCAUGUCCUCGCUAAUUGGUCUGUCUGGUGCUCUUAUGGUGCAUCUCCUUGAUAUUGAGACGCAGCGCGAUGCUUCCUUGGCUGGAGUGUAUCUCAUGGGCUUUUAUAAUGUGCCAUGGGUCUUUAUGCUGAGUCUGUCAUCAUCCAAUACUGCCGGAGCCACCAAAAAGAGCUUCAUGGGCAUAUCUGUGGCGGUCGUUUAUGCCGUUGGUAAUAUCAUCGGACCGCAAUUCUUCCUCGAUGAACAAUCACCGACUUAUCCCCUAGGAAUCGGGGCCAUGCUGUGCGCCUUUGCCGUCAUGGCUGCAGCUGGUGUGGCAUAUUAUGUUCUUUGCGUGUUGGAGAAUAGGCGGCGCAACAUGACACAUGGGCUACCGGAUGCUAGCCAAGUCACUGACUUGGACGCAGGCAUUGAUGAUGUCACGGAUGGGGAGAACCCUGUGUUUCGAUACACAUACUAA
Molecule: messenger RNA, 1494 nt
Organism: Pestalotiopsis fici W106-1
Lineage: Eukaryota; Fungi; Ascomycota; Sordariomycetes; Amphisphaeriales; Sporocadaceae
Exons: 4
Coding region: 1-1494 (497 amino acids)
Biological process (GO): transmembrane transport
Cellular component (GO): membrane
Molecular function (GO): transmembrane transporter activity
Source: RefSeq, a predicted model, not a curated record